AUGCGUUCUUCGAUUGCUCUUCUGGCUGCUUCUGCCAUGGGUGCCUUUGCAGAGAGCACCUCGACCGUGUCGAUUUUCAUGGGCGGACAACCCAUCAGUGGACAAAAGUACGCUGGAUCGGUCGUUUCUGUGGGCCCCAGCGACACCGUCUACGAAAUCAUGUGCACGGCAACUGAUGUUUGCGGCACUUACUCGAUUCCCCAAACCAUCACGAUCGGCCCUUCGCACCUCAACUACCAGUUCGUCACCGAGACCAUGGGCCUCGAGGCCUCUGCCUCUGAGACUUGCCAGAUCAGUGGAACUGCUUCCGCUGUUUGCUCUGUUGUCUUUGACCUCGAAGUCGACGUCCCUGGCGUUACCUCUACACACACAUCCAUUGCGACCACCACGACCCUUACUGGUAGCGACUUGGCUGGCGUACCUGUGGCACUGACUGCUGGCGUCGAGAAAUUGUCUGCCGCUACACCUGNNCUUCUGGUUCCGGGUGCAUCUUCGACCAUGGCGAGUGGUAGAGGCGGUGAUGUUCUGGCAUGGGUCAUGUUCUCGGCCGUGUCAGUGUCAGUCGGUGCUCUCAUGAUUCUGUAA
Molecule: messenger RNA, 585 nt
Organism: Aureobasidium uvarum
Lineage: Eukaryota; Fungi; Ascomycota; Dothideomycetes; Dothideales; Saccotheciaceae
Source: the annotation of a GenBank genome assembly